CCCGCUUCAUCCCAAUCCUUUAACCUUUCUCUUCACUUCUCCGCUCUCUUCUAAUUUUCAGUUUCCUCUCUUUUAGAAGCACCAAAUCCGAUCCCCGUUUAGGGCCAAGUUGGAUGCAUUUGACUUAUAACAGUAAAUGGUAUGUAUUUCCUUGAAUGAAGUUGGAGCUUUUGUCAAGUAGCAUUUGGGCCCUUUGAUCUACCCCUCCUUAUGUUUAUUCCCGCAAUCCUGCCCACUCCCACCCCACCAAUGAUUCAUGCUUGGUUUCUGCUUCAAUGUAUUUAGUCAUGGUGUGCUUGGUCUGUAACUAUGUUUUUUUUCUUUCUUUUUGGUAUAGCACAAAGGAAUGCCAUUUCUCUCUCUAAUCUAAAUUAUUAAUUUCUUGGAUCAGGGAAAAGAAUCUUUUGAUUGAUUUAGCCAUCUUAAGUUGAGUUUUAAUUCUUUUUGAACACUGAGAAUUGGAUUUGGGGUUCUCUAUUGAGAAUGGCUAUAGCAUUCACCUCUUUGUCUUGGUGGCCAUGGAGUGGGAAACACCAAGAACCCAAAUUUACUUUAAGUCCAUUGCCUGAAUCUGGACUGUGGGAAUCAGAUAAAGUGAAGUUUCCUCUUGACCGUAGACAAUAUACUUCUAGAAGGGUCAAGAGAAAAUGGAGCAGCAGAGAGGAGAGGAAGAUUGACAAAGAGUAUGAUAUUGUUCUUGUUCCAUCUGACGGUGGGUGUGUGUCUGGGUCUGAGUCUGAUGAUUCUGAUUGGUCAAUUGGAUGGAUGGAACCUCACGGUUCUGGGUUUCAAGGUGAUGAUGAAUCAGAUGAUAGCUUUGCUGUGUUGGUGCCUUGCUAUGGGCAUGCUGAGAAUUUCGCAAAUAAUUUGCAAGAUCAGUUUCUGAGCACCGUUCGGAACAUUCCAGAUAUUUAUGCCACAGUGCCGCAAAGGCUCCCCCUACGGUCGGGUAGGGGGUCAGAUGUACGCAACCUUGCAACUACCAACCUUACCCCUGUAUUAAAGCAUAGGGAAUGUUUCCGGAUGACCCAAAGUGAGAAUCGCUUCGAAAAUUGCAUGGACAGACUGAUGCUUCAUAACAAAGAAGCACAAACAGCUUAAGAGCAAGACAUAUAUGGAGCAGUGGCUUUCUUCACUUCAGAAUGUUUGACAUCUUGUGGCACCAGUCCUUACAUGAUGCUUGUAUUACUCUUUAUUACUAUGGGUGUAUGUAGUAAAAGCUCGUUUGUUAAACAUAAAUGUGAAUGAACAAGAAAAAGGAGGGUGAUCAAGGUAAGACAUGAGAAGAGGUGGAGGAAGAUUGUGGUUACUAUGAUGCUUACACGCUGGUGAGUCAAAAGUGGGGGGAAAUGAAGAAUGCAAUAUUUAUGGUGGCAUUUAUGGUUCUUGUGUCUUGCUAUCUAAGCUUAGGCAUAGAAAAUGCUUACAACAUUCUUUGGAGUAUAUAUUAUUGUGGGAUAGAUGUUGUUUGGUUCUUUAUUAUUAUUAUUAUUAUUAUUAAGGCUGUUGUAAGUAGCUCUCAGUAUGGAAAUAUGGAUUGUUAAUAAUGAUACUCUAUUGUAAAUAACUGGAUAAUGUCUGUUUUCACUGGUGAUGCAAAUUAAAUAGUUCUGUUCUGUUGGUUAAAUAGUGAGUACCUGGUCCAUGCCUUCCUCC
Messenger RNA from Cuscuta epithymum, 1656 nucleotides. NCBI's taxonomy places the organism in Eukaryota, Viridiplantae, Streptophyta, Magnoliopsida, Solanales, Convolvulaceae. The record is from the annotation of a GenBank genome assembly.